Rhododendron vialii is the source of this 768-nucleotide messenger RNA. Its product is annotated as large ribosomal subunit protein eL27x. Gene Ontology annotation, molecular function: structural constituent of ribosome. The record is from RefSeq and is a predicted model, not a curated record. NCBI's taxonomy places the organism in Eukaryota, Viridiplantae, Streptophyta, Magnoliopsida, Ericales, Ericaceae. Gene Ontology annotation, cellular component: cytosolic large ribosomal subunit; ribosome. Bases 114 to 521 code for a protein of 135 amino acids. Gene Ontology annotation, biological process: translation. The transcript has a single exon.
CCAUAUGUAAACGAACCCUCCUGAAACCCUAAUUCACUUGCGAGCGCCGAGAGAGAGAGAGAGAGAGAGAGAGAGAGAGAGAGCGGCGUAACCAGAGAGCUCCAAAGGCGAAAAUGGUGAAGUUCUUGAAGCCAAACAAGGCGGUCAUCGUCCUCCAGGGUCGCUUCGCCGGCCGUAAGGCGGUCAUCGUUCGAUCCUUCGACGACGGCACCCGCGACCGUCCCUACGGCCACUGCCUCGUCGUCGGCGUCGCCAAGUACCCCAAGAAGGUCAUCCGAAAGGACUCCGCAAAAAAGACGGCCAAGAAGUCACGCGUCAAGGCGUUUAUCAAGCUGGUCAACUACAACCACAUCAUGCCCACUCGGUACACCCUGGACGUGGAUCUCAAGGACGUCGUCACCGUGGAUUCGCUUCAGUCGAGGGAUAAGAAGGUGACCGCGGCCAAGGAGGCCAAGGCCCGGUUCGAGGAGCGGUUCAAGACUGGGAAGAACCGGUGGUUCUUUUCCAAGCUCCGAUUCUGAAAAAGGUCGCGUUUAUUCCGGCUCUAUGUUAUGUUUCUGAUAAUUGUAGUGACGGCAACUUUAAUGUCGUUCUGGUUUAGGGUUUCUUUGUGAUAUUUUGGCGAAUUUUGUCUUGGAUUUUGAAUUUAGUUUGUGAUUCGAAUGUUGAACUUGGUUAUAUUUUCAUGGAUCCGUUAUGUUUCUCAGCUGCUUUUAUGUUUAUGCAUAUCCCAGUUUUAUGCGGGGCCUUUGGAUUGAGAGAUUUGAU